Messenger RNA from Amphiprion ocellaris (clown anemonefish), 1548 nucleotides. It is a transcript of the gene cyc1, whose product is annotated as cytochrome c1, heme protein, mitochondrial. The transcript is spliced from 7 exons. Gene Ontology annotation, molecular function: heme binding; electron transfer activity. Gene Ontology annotation, biological process: mitochondrial electron transport, ubiquinol to cytochrome c. Lineage: Eukaryota; Metazoa; Chordata; Actinopteri; Pomacentridae. Bases 79 to 1002 code for a protein of 307 amino acids. The record is from RefSeq and is a predicted model, not a curated record.
UCCGUACUGGAAAAGCUGUGUGUGUGUUUAAGUGUAACUUGACGGUCCUUCCUUCCAGCUGAGACAACCGAAGAGAAGAUGGCGGCGCUACGAGUUGUGGUGCUAUGUGGGAGUGGGAGAGCUCUCCUCAGCACUCCGAAAACUCUCAAGACUCCCAAGGCCAACAUGUCCUUCGCCAGCCUGCCACGGAACAAGAAGGUUGUCUUGACAACAUUAGGUGUGGUCACAGCUGGUGGGGCGGGGCUCGCUCUCAUGCUGCACCAGUCUGUUAAAGCCUCUGACUUGGAGCUCCACCCUCCUCACUACCCAUGGAGCCAUGCUGGACCUCUGUCCUCUCUGGACCAUGCUAGUAUUCGUCGUGGCUACCAGGUGUAUAAGCAGGUGUGUUCAGCCUGCCACAGUAUGGAGUACCUGGCUUUCAGAAACCUGGUGGGUGUGUCGCACACAGAGGAUGAGGUUAAGGCCAUUGCUGAGGAGGUUGAGGUUGUGGAUGGCCCUGAUGAGAGUGGUGAGAUGUUCACUCGGCCAGGAAAGUUGUCAGAUUACUUCCCUAAGCCCUACCCCAACCCUGAGGCUGCUCGUGUCGCCAACAAUGGAGCCCUGCCUCCAGACCUUAGCUACAUUGUCAAUGCCAGACAUGGCGGUGAAGACUACGUGUUCAGCCUGCUGACUGGUUACUGCGAGCCUCCUGCAGGAGUGGCAGUGAGGGAAGGUCUCUAUUACAACCCCUACUUCCCUGGUCAGGCUAUCGGCAUGGCCCCACCCAUCUACAACGAGAUUCUGGAGUAUGAUGAUGGAACACCUGCCACCAUGAGUCAGGUUGCUAAGGACGUGUGUACCUUCCUGAGAUGGGCUGCCGAGCCAGAGCAUGACCAACGCAAACGCAUGGGACUGAAGCUGCUGAUGGGCUCAGCCAUCCUCGUCCCUCUGCUCUACUACAUGAAGAGACACAGGUGGUCUGUGCUGAAGAGCAGGAAGAUUGCCUACAGGCCUCCCAAGUAAACAGAAACAAACACACCCCAAGAUGGGCCUAAAACUGAGAUGGCUGCGUUCAAUGACCCCACAAUGCUCACCUCAAGAAGAUCUUAGACCCAUAAUAAUGGACAAACACACUUGCCUUUCUAAGAGGGGGUAGACAACUAUGAGUACAUAUAUUGUGUUUAUUCCUACAGAAAAUAUCUUUUAUAAGUUGGUGGCAUGGCGGAUCCAGUUGUGUGACAGAUUUUCCUGUAUCUGAAAUAUUGUGGCGCAAGCUUGUGUCAGAUUUGUGGCGUUCUUGAACACACCCUUCACAAAUUUUGUUUGAUCUGCAGCGAUCACAACUGGUAGCAGUUCACGUCUUGACAUCUCGUAUCAGACUGUCACAAUUGACUAAUGAGUUGAUUGACAGUCCAUCUUUGUAAGAUACUCGAUAACCACAUAAGCACUUGGAAAUACUUGCUCUACAAAGUUUUCUGGGUGUAUGGAACUCCUUCCUUCACUGUCCUCCCUGCAAAACAACUGCUAAACCUCUGUUUUACUGUACAAAAUAAAUUAUCUUCAAGGAAA